AUGUCCGGAUUCGCGGCGGCGGGCUUCGUGGCCUUCGAUUCCAUCAAGUCGAAAGCAUCGGAAAAACUUGCUGGUAGAUUCAGAAGAAGCAAUGCUGGCUACGAGGAAUUCGAAAUGCCUCGCGAGGGUAGCAAAGACAAUAAGGGGUUUGAGGAGGAUGAACGAAGAUACAGCAGACAGGUCUCGUUUGAAUCAUUCCCGGAACAUGAAAGGCCCCCAUUGCGUCAUAUCGAUACUUAUUGCAUGCCAGAAUGUCCCUGCUUGUCGAAGAGAUAUACCAUUGCAACUUUGGCUUGCAUAGGGUUUAUAAUUUCGUUCGGUAUGAGAUGUAACAUGGCCAUGGCGAAAUCAGCGAUGGAGAACAGUACUACAGGUGACAACCACACUCUCAUGUUCAACUGGACAAUUGCUACCAAGAGUGCCUUGGACUCGUCUUUCUUCUGGGGCUACUUCGUCACCCAGGUGCCAGGAGGCUUUCUCGCCUCUCUGUAUCCAGCAAACAAAAUAUUCGGCCUUGCAAUCGCUGUGUCGUCGUUCUUGAAUUUACUGGUACCUGGCGCGAUAAAAGUAGAUCCGAUCGUCGACAUAAUCGUGCAGGUCAUGAAGGGACUGGCCGAGGGUGUCACGUAUCCAGCAUGUCACGGUAUCUGGAAAUAUUGGGCGCCACCCUUGGAGAGAUCACGUUUGGCAACGUUAGCGUUCUGCGGUUCUUAUGCCGCAUUGGUUAUCGGAAUGCCGCUUUCGGGUUUUCUGUGCGAAUGGUUCGGAUGGACGGCGCCGUUUUAUUUCUACGGUGUAGUCGGAUUGAUCUGGUACGGAUUUUGGUUGUGGUUAACCUUCGAGAAGCCGUCGCAACAUCCCAGCAUCUCGACGCGUGAACUUCGAUACAUCGAAGAUUCUCUUGGCCAAGGACAAGCUCAAUUACCGAUGCCGACGUUCUCCACGACACCGUGGCGAAAGUUUUUCACGUCUAUGCCAGUGUACGCUAUCAUCGUGGCUAAUUUUUGCAGAUCUUGGAAUUUUUAUCUUCUGCUGUUAUUUCAAUCUCGGUUUCUACAGGAAGCGUUUGGAAUGAAACUGGUCGAAACCGGUGUAAUCGGAGCACUUCCGCAUUUGCUGAUGACAACGAUCGUACCAUGCGGAGGGUUACUGGCCGAUCAUAUUCGAAAACGCGGAAUAUUAUCUACCACUAACGUUCGAAAACUCUUUAACUGCGGUGGUUUCGGCAUGGAGGCCAUAUUCUUCCUGGUGACUGCGAACGCAACGGUGCACAGAAAUGGUACAGCGGCGAUCGUCGCCCUCGCGAUAGGUGUUGCUUGCAGCGGUUUUGCCAUUUCCGGAUUCAACGUCAACCAUUUGGACAUCGCGCCUAGAUACGCUAGUAUUUUGAUGGGAAUGUCGAAUGGGGUUGGUACAAUAGCGGGACUCCUGGUACCUUUCUUCGUGGAUAACAUCACAGAAAAGAAGGACACUCAAAGUUGGAAGAACGUUUUCAUAAUGGCUGCCUGCGUUCACAUUUUCGGUGUAACAUUCUACGGAAUCUUUUGCUCUGGUGAGUUACAACCAUGGGCUGAUCCUACAUUAGAGGAGCAAAAGAGCUGGAACGCGAUGGACGAGUUUGGACAAACGAAGCCACCGAUCCCACCACCACCAAACACUGUGCAGUCCGAAUUUAUUAAACAACCAUCAAUGGAUGGAGGUGCCAACGACGAUUGGAAUAAUUACGAGCAGCAACCAGUGGACAGUACGUACGGGCAACAAGAUAAACCGCCCGUGAUAAGUUACGGGUCAACAGAAACGAAUAGCAACAACCCGUUCCAUUCGACGAAUCCUUUUGCCACCGACGUGAGUGCAUCCCUGGUACAACCGCAAGCUUCGGACGACUACGCAUACGAUGUGACGCAGAAUCAGCAGUGGAACUAAACUUGUCAAUACCCGAACGAAUGCGUAAGGAA
Messenger RNA from Dufourea novaeangliae, 1955 nucleotides. RefSeq names its product vesicular glutamate transporter 1 (gene VGlut). Gene Ontology annotation, cellular component: synaptic vesicle membrane; excitatory synapse. Lineage: Eukaryota; Metazoa; Arthropoda; Insecta; Hymenoptera; Halictidae. The record is from RefSeq and is a predicted model, not a curated record. Gene Ontology annotation, molecular function: L-glutamate transmembrane transporter activity; neurotransmitter transmembrane transporter activity. The transcript is spliced from 8 exons. Bases 1 to 1923 code for a protein of 640 amino acids. Gene Ontology annotation, biological process: transmembrane transport; monoatomic anion transport; synaptic transmission, glutamatergic.